CCUGACCUCAAGUGAUCCGCCUGCCUUGGCCUCGCAAAGUGCUGGGAUUACAGGCCUGAGCCACCACACCCGGCCAACACUGGGAUCUUGUAGACUGUGCUAUUCAUUCAGGGUAUUCCCAAUGAGUACCUUGCUGAACCCUAACAACAAACUUCUAGAUGUGAGCCUCAAGACAUAGGGACUGAAGGUGACACUGGCAUAUGUAGGCAGGCCAGACAUGCUGCAAAGCUGGGCACCCACCCCACCUUACCCUCUUUUCAUCAAGAGUAUAUAACUUCCUACUGAGCACUGUUUUGAGAACUCACUGUGCUAAGUUGUUUUUGUACAGUAUCCCAUUUAAAACUCAGUCCUAUGGUGUAACUACUGUUUCCCCAUCUCACAGGUGCUUCCAGAGGUUAAUUCCAUAGCUGUUAAGGGGUACAACACGUCCUACUGCCUGCAACUCCCUCCCGUGGGCCUCUGUCUCAGAUCCAGCUACCAUUCAGACUCAAGAUCCCUGCAGGCUACACUGGGCAUGGCAUUUACUUUGAAGGCUGUCAGACAGGAAACGGCCUGGCUGCAGGGCAGCGGGAAGCAGCCUUCUUCAGGGGAGGAGGGUAGUCCUCGCAGAGCCUCCAGUCAUCUAUCGGUCAUGGGAGUUAUUCUCCUUGGUUGCCCAGGUGACAGCUCAGGUACAAAGGAAUGAGAUACAUGAGGGAGAAGGGGGUUGGUUCACUGUGGCUUAGAGGCAUCAUUCCCCAAAGGAGCUCCUAUCUCUUUGAACAACUCAAGAGGCACAGCUUUCACGGACCCCAAAAGCCACAUACGCAACUGAGUCAUUACACACAGGAAGCCCAACAUUAUGGCUUUUUAACAAGUGUUUAUAGUUCACACAGAAAACUUCAAGUGCAGAUAAUUUACAAUUCGGAAUCAUGUUUACCAUAAGUAGUGCUGCACUGAAACAGCUGACAUACUUUUAUCUGGUUUCCAGACAAAACUAGAAAGGUAACCAGAUGUCAAGUUCUGCAGGAAGGGAGAGGAUUAUUCACACUGCCGUAACCUCUGGGGUCAAAACUAAAUGUUGUUUAAGAAAAAAAAAAAAAACCCUCAACUUUGGAAAUUGUUUCAAAAGCCAAGCCUUCUAAUAGUGACCCAGAAUCAUUAGCAGCACUCGCACUGGCCUCAGACUCAGCGCACACAUGCUGCAGUGUUGGAGAGACCGCUCCAUGAACCCCAGCAGUCCAGUAGCCCACCAGGUGGAAAGGCACAGGUGACAGAGGUCUCGUGGCACCAGCUUCAUGUGCUCACCCUCAGUGCUCGGACAGGGAGAUGAUACUGACUUUGUGCUGAGCUCAGGAGGGAAACACCAAACACCUGGGGAGGCAACAGAGCUCUAGGCCCCACCUAAGGCCGAAUCCACGGGAGGGCAGGGCAUUUUUCUGGAACACUCUGCCCUCCCCAGCCAUGGCUCCUCCCUGCCUCCUGGCCGUGGACUGCAUUGUCCAGUCACUCUUUGUGAGGGUCUUGUGGGACUCCCUAAGAUCGAUCCCUGAGGUGUAGCACUGGUGGGCCAAACGGACACACCGUUCUUGCCUCACACUGGUGCUACACUCCCUCGCUGGGAACAGCCUGAAGGUGAAUCCCUCCUUCUUUACCACCAAAACGAAAAGUGUGGGAAACCUUGAGAAAAGGGUCCCGACACUUCUUCCCUCAGCAGCCCUCAGCUUUUUGCAGCCUCUUUACCUAAGUACCCUGCGUCACUGGACAUGGUCUUGCCACCACAUUCCAUCAGGGCAGCACCACAGCUUCCAGCCUCCAGCCCAGGGGCAGUCACAGCUGAGCAUCAGAACUGUGGCUCUGUGCAGUGCCAAAGCGACCGCAGGUGCCCACAGAGGCUGGCAGCCCACAGUACCCAGGGCACAGACACUAGGAUGGAGCCACUCAAGUCAGAGAUACUCUGCAGUAGCUGGAGCUGGGCCCUGUCAGAAGCCAGGUGGAGAUCCUCAGGCUGAAGGCAGCACGCCAGCAGAGGGCUUGAGACCAAGGCAGGCUGGAGUGAUGUGGGUCCCAGGACCUGGAAAGCUGUGUCUGUAACUCCCCUCCCCAGAGUUCACUCUUCUUGAUCAUCCUUGUUCUCUCCUGCACCUGGCUGGGCUUAUUCCUCUUCCCUAUCCCUCUGCCCCUUGACUAACCUUCCUGGGCAAACAGCACAGACUGUGACAUGGGAGCUGGAAGAGGGGAUGGCAUCCCUGCUGUGGGCUCAGGUAUUGUGGCCAUGUGGGCCACCCAGUGGACACUGUCCAGAUAACACGAAAAGAGGCCGUCCACAGUGGCUCAGCUCUCUGACCCUCAUCUUUGGGCCCCACCUCACAUUCAUAAAGAGGCUUAAAUUCUAGGGUUUUUUCCCUUCAGUUCAAGAUGAGGUUUGUCAGUGAGGUCACAGACAUCCAGCAAGAGGGUUAGCGGGGCUGCUUAUCCCCCAGCUCGGAACCCACCACCCCGAGCUGCCUGCAGAGGACCUAUACUUUCUAAUACUAUGACCCAAUACUAGAGAGCCAGAGACACCGUAAAUAACCGUUAUCUUAUAUUUAUGUAUUUAAAAGAUGGUUUAUAAAUGUAUUUAGUGCUUACCAUGAAAGACAAUUUUUACCCCCAUCUCCAAAACGAAGUAGAACUGAUAUUCAGCUCACAGAAGGCUGUUAAAGGCGCCAGAGAAAUACGUGAUGCCGUGGCUUAAAGAGACUGCCAGGAAGAGUGGGGAAAGCUUCUGCACGGAAGUCAAUUUGGGAAAUGUCAUACAGAUCAGCCACCCAAUGGCAAGGCCUCUAGAUCUCCUGUCUUCCCACAGGCCCUGUGUCUUGCUCAGUCCACCUGACUGCUUUCCCAUCCUAGGCCUCAGGAGCCGGGACACUCCCUGAGUCCUCUGGGAGCCCUUAAGCCACACUGAAAACACAGCCCCUGGGAGCAGCAGCCGGCAGCGAGGAACCCUGGAGCCCCUUCCCGGGGAGAGCCUUCCCAUGACCCCCAUGCAGAGAUCGGUGCAAACACAGGUGUCAGAGCCCUUCACGGAGUGCUGGGGUGAGGAGUCCCUGCCGGAGCUCCCCGCAGAGCAGUCCCUGACCGAGUACUCUGACCUCGAGGAGGCUCCGUCGGCGCACACUCUCUAUGUGGGCCAUCUGAACCCCCAGUUCUCAGUGCCGGUGCUCGCCUGCCUGCUGCGAGACACCCUGGAGCGGCUGGAGAUGCCGGUGGCACGGGAGCACAUCGAGGUGGUGAGGCGGCCGCGGAAGGCCUAUGCACUGGUGCAGGUGACUGUCCGCAGGGACACCCUGGCCUCCCUCCCCUGGCGCCUGCAGACGGCCCUGGAGGAGCACCUAAUCCUCAAGGAGCUGGCAGCCCGUGGGAAGGAGCUGCUAUUGAGUGAGGCCCAAGGGCCCUUCAGCCACAGAGAGGAGGAGGAGGAGGAGGACAGUGGCCUGAGCCCCGGCCCCAGCCCAGGCCCUGGUGUCCCGCUGCCGGCCUGGCCUACACACACACUGCCUGAUAGGCCCCAGGCCUGGAAGCUGCAGAGCUGCCAGGGCCGGCCCAGUGGUGUGUGCUCUGACAGUGCCAUUGUGCACCAAGGGAUCGUGGGCAAGGACCAGCUCUUCCAGGGUGCCUUCCUGGGCAGCGAGACCCGCAACAUGGAGUUCAAGCGGGGCAGCGGGGAGUACCUGAGCCUGGCCUUCAAGCACCACGUGCGGCGCUAUGUGUGCGCCUUCCUCAACAGCGAAGGCGGCAGCCUGCUCGUGGGAGUGGAGGACAGCGGCCUGGUGCGGGGCAUCCACUGCAGCCACCGUGAUGAGGACCGCGCACGCCUGCUGGUGGACUCUAUCCUGCAGGGCUUCAAGCCUCAGGUCUUUCCUGAUGCCUACACUCUGACCUUUGUCCCUGUGAUCAGCACCUCGGAGACCAGCGUCCCCCUCAAGGUGAUCCGCCUGACCGUGCACACCCCCAAGGCCCAGAGCCAGCCGCAACUCUACCAGACAGACCAGGGGGAGGUGUUUCUGCGGCGCGACGGGAGCAUCCAGGGCCCGUUGUCCGCCAGCGCCAUCCAGGAGUGGUGCAGGCAGAGGUGGCUGGUGGAGCUGGGCAAGCUGGAGGAGAGGGUGAAGGUGCUGACGAUGGAGAAGGAGCAGCUCCAGCAGCAGCUGCAGCAGCACGGGCCUAUGUCCUGCACCUGCUGUGUCCUGUGAGGGCCCUGGAGAGCAAGCAGGAUGGCGCGGCGCUCUCCACCUGAGACCCAGGAAUUUCCUGUUUGAGCCUAAGGCCGACCCAGUAAAGCCCAUGCAGGCUGCUGAGAGGCGGACAGGGGCUCCUUCAACAUGACACAUGAGCCCAUGUGGCUUCAACCCUGACAGCCCCCAGUCUGUGUAGCCAAGAAAUUGCUCUCAGCCCUGUCCCCAAACGACCUUUCUUUUAGAAAGAACGUGGAUUGUCCCUCUCCCUGAAACGCUCAUUUGGCCCAGGCUGAGGCCUGUGACUCCAGCUGGCUGGACAGUGCCAGAAGGGAAUCUGUCGUUCCAGGAAAGCCCCUCACAGAUGGUGAGGCAUAUUUGGUGACUGUGGUUAUAGGGCAAGAGGCUACCCUGCAGCCCCUACCCCUGACUUGCUGGAACUUGUGAUUGUCAAAGCUCCGUUAAUAAAUUACAUGCACCUGGGA
Messenger RNA from Piliocolobus tephrosceles (Ugandan red Colobus), 4681 nucleotides. RefSeq names its product schlafen like 1 (gene SLFNL1). Lineage: Eukaryota; Metazoa; Chordata; Mammalia; Primates; Cercopithecidae. The transcript has 6 exons. Bases 2997 to 4214 code for a protein of 405 amino acids. The record is from RefSeq and is a predicted model, not a curated record.